CCUGAUGAGUCCAGCAGCAGAGCGCGCUGAGUAUCUCCGUCUCCGGCUCUCUGCUCAUCGUGCCCGCGGAGGACGCUUCGUUUGCGGGGAUUAAACUGCGCACGGGAUGGCUGGUGGCCGCUGAAUUAAAGGACAUCAUCCACUUAUGGAGAACGAGACGUGGACGCAGCCUUCAUACAUCCCCCAUUAUCUUCUCCGUGGUGACCCUUUCGCUUCCAAACUGUCGUGGGAGGCGGAUAUCAUUGCGGCCUUUUACAUCUGUAUCAUUGGAAUCAUGUCUGCAACCGGCAACGGCUACGUCAUUUAUAUGACCAUCAAACGCAAGUCCAAGCUGAAGCCUCCGGAGCUCAUGACUGUCAAUCUUGCCGUCUUCGACUUUGGGAUAUCAGUGACAGGAAAGCCCUUUUUUGUUGUAUCUAGUUUCGCCCACCGCUGGUUGUUCGGCUGGGAGGGUUGUCGUUUCUACGGCUGGGCGGGAUUCUUCUUCGGUUGCGGGAGUCUCAUCACUAUGACCGUGGUCAGUCUGGACCGUUAUCUGAAGAUCUGUCAUAUCAGAUACGGCACAUGGCUGAAACGCCAGCACGCCUUCCUAUGCCUGGCCUUUGUGUGGAUGUAUGCAGCUUUCUGGGCCACAAUGCCCUUGGUCGGCUGGGGAAACUAUGCCCCGGAGCCCUUCGGGACCUCCUGCACGUUGGACUGGUGGCUGGCACAGGCCUCCGUGUCCGGCCAGAGCUUUGUCGUGGCCAUCCUGUUCUUCUGUCUCGUCCUCCCUGCCGGCAUAAUUGUCUUCUCCUAUGUCAUGAUUAUCUUCAAGGUCAAGUCGUCCACAAAGGAGAUUUCAAACUUUGACGCCCGAAUCAAAAAUAGCCACAACCUUGAGAUAAAACUCACAAAGGUGGCUAUGCUGAUCUGUGCAGGCUUCUUGAUAGCCUGGAUUCCCUAUGCAGUUGUGUCGGUGGUGUCGGCGUUUGGUGAGCCAGACUCGGUGCCCAUCUCUGUGUCUGUUAUUCCCACGCUGCUAGCAAAGUCCUCGGCCAUGUACAACCCCAUCAUCUAUCAGGUGCUGGACCUGAAAAAUUCCUGCAUUAAAUCCUCCUGUUUUAAGGGCUUGAAGAAACAGAAGCAUUUUAAGAAGUCAAGGUUCUACACCAUCUCUGGCUCAUUAAAGGACAAUACAACAGCCAAAGAAGCUCAAAUCGAGAUGUGACAGAAACAGUAGACUGUGUGACCCUCUUGGCUCUCCUACUUGGGACGGUUUUCCUUGUCCGCUCCUCUCUUGUGCCCCACAUUUGCCCAAUCAUCCGCUGUGAAAACAGCAAAUUUUUGUUUCUUGGUGGUUCCUGGUUUCUUGCUGCUUUAUUUGACACCCACUCCGGAACCGUGUGACACAGCUCGUUCACCCCACCCCUCCUUCCUCGGAAACACAUCUUCCCAACUAGUAACUUGUAUUGUCUUUACAGUGGUUGCAACAUACAAGUGACACAGACAACAAUCUCUGUGAAAAUGUUAUGUUUUGAUUUACUACAGCUUUACUCAUUAAAUGGCUCAAUUGAGGUGUGGAAAAGUUUGGUACCAAAGUUCGGUCACAUCUAGAGCUUUACAUUUUCGUGAGUCCAAAUCAUACGAGAAUAUGACAUUUCUGCUAGCAUUAGAAAAAAAUUUCAACAACGCUGUCGUUACGUGUUUCAAACUCAGUCGUAUUUUACUGUUUGUACUGGCUGUUGCUUUUGUACGCCUUUAUCUGGAGGCUUGUAUACCAUUAUCUCAAAAAACACCUGCACACAACGAGACGUUGCAUGAUGCUAAUCAGUGGAACCCACACCUAGAUGUGCACUUUAUUAGCAAGACUGUUCAUUAUGCAUCAACACCAGCUUGUUUUCUGUGAAUUUUUAAAGGGACAACUGUGGUUGGUCCAGGGUUCAUUUUCUUUUAUCUAUUCAUCGUUGGUUUGUUGAGCCAAAAAUAACUGCAUCUUUUUUUCCAUGAAUUGUUAGACAUUACAUGAUCAUACGUUGGAAGAUUGAUACCACACUUGUGUGUCCAAGUAUGACACUAGAGGAAGGCGGAAACCUUUGCAUGAUCAAUUGUCACCGGGGGAAAGACUAGCUGUAUCAAAAGCUAACAAAUAAGAGAAUACAACAAUAUAAAAAAUAUAGUAUAUCUAUCUUGAUUUUUAAAUUCGUUCAGAAGAAAAACAAAUGUUUUAUACAGAGUUGCUUGCUGUAACUAGUAGUUAAUAGGGCCGGGACUCGAUUAAAAAUAUUAAUCUAAUUAAUUAGAGGCUUUGUAAUUAAUUAAUCGAAAUUAAUCGCAUAUAUUAAACAUACAAAUAUAUGACCUGAGAACAGUGAGAAGUCAUUUUUUUCACAUGUAUUUUUAUUUUUAUUCAACCAAUUCCAGUGUAGCAAUAUGGAGGACUAAAAGUGCCACAAUUAAAUAAAUAAA
This is a messenger RNA of Pungitius pungitius (ninespine stickleback), 2445 nucleotides long. It is a transcript of the gene opn5, whose product is annotated as opsin 5. Gene Ontology annotation, molecular function: G protein-coupled photoreceptor activity. The record is from RefSeq and is a predicted model, not a curated record. The transcript has 7 exons. Lineage: Eukaryota; Metazoa; Chordata; Actinopteri; Perciformes; Gasterosteidae. Gene Ontology annotation, cellular component: plasma membrane. Gene Ontology annotation, biological process: G protein-coupled receptor signaling pathway; cellular response to light stimulus; phototransduction. Bases 146 to 1207 code for a protein of 353 amino acids.